Molecule: messenger RNA, 8287 nt
Organism: Stegostoma tigrinum
Lineage: Eukaryota; Metazoa; Chordata; Chondrichthyes; Orectolobiformes; Stegostomatidae
Product: histone H1-like
Exons: 6
Coding region: 1-720 (239 amino acids)
Biological process (GO): nucleosome assembly
Cellular component (GO): nucleosome
Molecular function (GO): DNA binding; structural constituent of chromatin
Source: RefSeq, a predicted model, not a curated record
AUGAGCGACAGUGCAGCCGCCGAAACGGCUCCUCCAGCCUCCGCCAGCACCAAACCCAAGGCUCCCAAGAAGAAGAAGGCGGCGGCCCCCAGGAAAAAACCAGCCGGUCCCGGCUUGGGCGAGCGGAUUGUGAAGAUUGUCGGGGAGAACAGCGAUCGGAAGGGGACGUCUCUGGCCGCUAUAAAGAAGGCGCUGCAGAGAAGCGGGGUCAAUGUGGAGAAGCAGAAUGCACAGAUCAGGAUGGCUACCAAGAGGUGCCUGGCGAAAGGCUCCCUGGUUCUGGUGAAGGGCCAGGGCGUCUCCGGCUCCUUCAAACUCCCAAAGAAUCAGGUCAAGGCAAAAGUGGGAAAGAAGGCGAGACCCGCAGCAGCCGCCAAGAACGCAGCCGUGAAGAAAACAACGGCCAAGAAGGUGGCAGCGAAGAAAUCCCCAGCCAAGAAAGCAACAGGAAAGAAAGCGGCCGGCAAGAAGGCAGCAACGCCAAAGAAAGCGGCGAAGAAAGCAGCGCCUCAGAAAAAGACUCCCGUGAAGAAGGUGAAAAAGACCAAGAGCCCCAAGGCCGCAAAACCGGACCCGAAAUCGGCAAAAUACUUGAAGAAACCAGUUGAUGCAAUAUUUCCUCGGUACAAAGCCGAGUGUGUGCAGUUGCUUCCAACUAACAGUAGGCACGUUCCUGUGAUCAGAAUGGAGAAUAUCUUUCCCAUAGUCAGAGCGGAUUGAAUCAGACUUACAUUGAGCUCGAUUUCCAGAGACUUGACCAAGGAAACAACCACCCAAUCCCAACUGAGAAAAGGAGGGCUCUCUUCUGUCUUCCUCCAGGCAAAUACUUCAGUGACUAAGAGAGAGUAAUAUUCCCUCGGCACAAAGCCAAGUGUGACAAGCUGCGUCUAACAAACCGAAGUUCAACACCAUGCUCAGUGGCAUCGUCAGUGGAGCUUCCAAUGAGUCAAUGUUAUUCCACGCUUGAGUUGAAUUUAUGCUAUUUUGGUCCACUAUGAGACGGAUGGACAUGCUGUAUUUCAUUUGGCCACGAAGAUUGUUUUGCCAAGAUGUAAACGUCAGGCCAAAUGACAAGUAGGACAACAUGGGGAGUGACAUAAAUUGAGGACUCAAGGGCAGAGUCAUUAAUUAGCUCAGAGAAAAGGUGUUUCAGGUCAGUGAAUUUUUCUUGUGCCUCUGUCUGGCUGUUUUUCUCCAUUCGGUUUGCUCACUUCCUCUCUCCAUCUGACUCUCUCCCACUCUCCCUCCCUCUUUCUUGCUCUCUUGUCUCUCUCUCAUUCUUUCUGUCUCAGUGCCUCCCCCUCUCUGUCUCAUUCAUUUACUGACUACCUCACACACAUUUUCCGUCUGUCUCACUCUUUGUCCUACUUCUCGCUCAUUUCCUCUCUGUGUCUCUCACUCACUGUCAUUCUCCCUCUUUCUGUAUCUCUCAUUGUCUGUGUUGAACUCUCUUUCUCUCUGUCACCGUUCCUCUUGCUCUUUCUCCCUCUCUGUCAUGUUUCUCUGUCAAUCUCUCUCUCCUUGUCUCCGCCUCUUUGUGUCUCUCUGUGUCUGCUGUCUGACUCGCUGUCUCUCUUUCUGUCUCUCACAGUAUCGCUCUCCUCUCUCUCUCUCUCACCAUCUUUCUCACUAUUGCUCUCUCCUUGUCUCUCUGUCUCUCAUUCUUUCCCUCUCCAUGUCUGUCUCACUGUCUCUCUGACUCUUUCUUUCUGUCUCGCCCUGCCUCAAACACACUCUGUCUCACAAUCUUUCUUCCUCAUGGUGUCUCUCUCACACUACCUAUUUCUCACUCACUGACUCCCUCUCUCUCACACACAUUUCUCUCUCUCUCUCUCUCUCUGUUUGUCUCUCACAGACACAUCAUUCUCUCUGUCUCAAUCCCUGUCUCCCUCUCUUUCUCUCACACUUUGUUUCUCCCUCUGUCUCUCACACACACACUGUUUCUUUCACCAUUUGUCUCCCUACUCUCUGCCUCUCUGUGUGUCUUUGUCUUGCAUCUAUCUUUUUAAAAUUUUUGCUCCCUGUCUAUCUCUCUGACUCACUGUGUAUCAGCCUGUCUCCUCCUCACUGCCUCCCUCUUUUUCUGAAGCAGCUUGCUGAAUUCAUGGCAUUAUAUUUCUAAAUACCUGGUUUGACAAGGUCAUGUCAAAUGCCUGCAGGUCAAGAAUCAGCAGCUCAGUGACGAUGUAAUAGCCAAUGUCUCAAUCAGGGGGUGAUUAUCUGGCAACUGUGUUCCAGGAGGCAGAAGCGUAAGCUUGGUCCUGCACUUUGGAUUCUGUCUGUAAUCAGAGAUAGUACAAUGUCUGGAUGAGAGUGCAGGGAGUCAGACAGAAACCCCGCAGUAGCAGUGGAGAAAGCUCAGCUUUUUGUUCUGGUGUAUUUGCUGGCUAAAUCAACUCUGAAUUAUCCAGCACGAAUUGUCUUCAAAAUUAUUAAAGUAAACCCUCGAAACUGAGCAGGUCUGGCACCAUCUGUAGGAAGAAAAGAGUUCCUGCUUCGAGUCUGGUGACUCUUCAUCACAACUGACAGCAGUCAGGAAUAAAUGGUAUUUAUCCUGGAGACUGGAUUUGGGGUGGUAUGGUGGAGAAGGGGAGGGGUGAGAAGUGGUGGUGAUAGAGUCCAAAGAGAGCGCAAGAGAGAGACAUGUAUGAAAAUACUUGCUUUUAAGAGUGAUUUCUUCUGCUUGGUUUCUCUUCACGAGGUGGUUGUGAAAGAGGUGCUGAGGUGUCUGCUCCAUGACGUGCAGAGGAAGUAUUUUUUUUGUGUAAAGGAAAUGAAAGAAGCAUCCUCAAUGCAGCCUCUGAUGAAGUGUCGGUUUUCCUGCCUGGCUUUUAAACUCUGGGGUCUGUUGUGAUGGAUCGCCUCACAUCCAGGUUUCUUCUGUAGUGGAAUGCAUGUGGGAUCGAGUUCAGUGUGUUUAUUCACAGCCUGCUUUGUGGAGUGCCAUGCUUCCAGGAAUUCUGGCGCUUGCCUCUGCCUGGCCUGUCCCAGGAUCUUGGUGUUGUCCCAGUCGAAGUUGUGGUUCUCCUUGUCCAUGUGGAUUGAGAUGAGUAUUCAGUUACCAACGUGGUGUCCAGAACGUUUACCUAACAUUUAUACCGAAUUGAUCAAGAUAUUGUUCAACGAAGAGGUUUACACAAUCAGAGAGAAAGAAAGUAACAGAGAAUGCAGAAUGUUGAUCGGAGAUGCUGCAGACACACAUCAGGAGUCAGGUGGGGAACCCUUCUCGUUUCUGGGUGCGGCUCCAAUGGUUCACCGUUCCUGCAUGAACAGGAUGGACAACGGUGCGACAAGUGAUCAAUUAAUUCAAUUAACUUCACACUUUUCAGGGAUAUUAGACGGACUAAAUGAUCAUACUGAAGUUUAUGGUCAGGUCAGAACAUUAAAUAAAAUGUAUGUGAUUUCUGGCGAUUAACAAAAGCGAAGACUGAAAAUCCGUGCUUUGGCAGGAACACAAUAGGUUAGGGGUACAUUUGAUGUGUAUAGAUGGUAAACCAGUAAAUAUUACAAUAGCUGGAAUUUUUUAGAGUGAUCCAAAGUACAACCUGUAUGAGAGUUAGGAAGAUUUCCUUAUGCAGUAGAAUAAGGGGAGACUUUGUAGGGACAGCCAUUAGAGAAUCCCAAUAGAUUGAUAAAACUACUUUGUCCCGAACCACUGUACACAACUGGACAAACAAAUGUAGUUUUGAUUCCAGCGCUAAUGAGACAUUUAACUGUACCCUUGAAGUUUCACAUAUCAACGGAGAGAGAAAAAUGAAAGUGGAGUUGAAUAUACAGGUGAGGGAAUAUAAUGUAUGUCAAUAACGUUAAUGGAUAAUUGUUUUCAUAACAUGUCCGAUCACUGAGUCGACAUUUUGCAUUGACUCUCAAAUGCCCGUGUGCCGAGGAGUAAUGGAAUUGGUGAAGAACAGGAAAAAAAAUGAUUUCUGUCGACACUUACUUAGGUAGAGAAAUGAUUCUGUCUUCUCACAAUUCGCAAAACUGAGGUCCAGAAGCCCCACGUGAGAGGAAUAUUUGAAAGAAGUAAAAGAGGUUAUCACACAGGCAGACAGAUUGCAUGUUAAAUUUCACUUUGAUAGUGAAUCAGGACAGAUCUGUCGAAAAAAUGCAGUAACGUUCUUGGUGACAAUGACAUCUGGAAUUGGGGAGGUAAUAUAUGCACGGUCGGAAGGUCUUGUUUUUUUCUCAUUUGUGUUGUGGAUUUGAUGUGUAUUUCUGUCACAUUUCAUCAUUGACGUCAGCAACACGUGCAGCACUUGAAAUGGGAAUUAGUUCUGUUCAGAAGUGUUAAUUUUAUAACUAGGAAUUUGUCUUAUAUCACAGUAAUUGUUUAAUGUCUUUAUUAACAUGAUUAUUAAUCUGUUUACGUUCUGACCAUGUUUAUUACUUUGUACAUGAUUACCACUUUUGUGCUUUAUUUAUUAACCACUUCUCUCUAAUUCAUCGAUUCAUUAGUCAGUGUAUAUCAGUAACAGAUAAUGAAAUGAUGCACUUUCAAAAUGUACAUAGUGUAGCAAAUCAACUCAAAGAAACCAAAAUGCUGGAAAAUGGCCAGUUACACUCAAAUCUAUUUAUCAUAUUUAAAUAGUGGAGUCUGUAAUAUUAAAAAAAAAUCAGAUGUAUUAAGUAUUUAUGGAUCAAACUAAUUGUCUGGAAUAACCUGUAAAGGAACAAAGGCAAGAAAUUACACCGGGGUUUGAGAAUAAUGAUCAUGCCUUGCAAAUAAUGAGCAUAAGAUAUGUGAGCAAAAUUACCUCGACACUUGCUUGAUAAUAGACAAUAGAUGCUGGAGUAGGCCAUUGGGCCCUUCGAGCCAGCACCACCAUUCAUUAUGAUCAUGGCUGAUCAUCCACAAUCAGUACUCUGUCCCUGCCUUAUCCCCAUAACCCUUGUUUCCACUAUCUUUAAGAGCUCCAUCUAUCUCUUUCUUGAAAGCAUCCAGAGAGUUGGCCUCCACUGCCUUCUGGGGCAGAGCAUUCCAUAUAUCCACCACUCUCUGAGUGAAGAAGUUUUUCCUCAACUCUGUUCUAAAUGGCCUACCCCUUAUUUUUAAACUGUGUCCUCUGGCCCUGGACUCACCCAUCAGCGGAAAUAUGCUUCCUGCCUCCACAGUGUCCAAUCCCUUAAUAAUCUUAUGUCUCAAUCAGAUCCCCUCUCAUCCUUCUAAACUCAUGAGUAUACAAGCCCAGUCGCUCCAAUCUUUCAAAAUAUGAUAGUCCCCCCAUUCCGGGAAUUGACCUUGUGAACCUAUGCUGCACUCCCUCAAUAGCAAGAAUGUCCUUCCUCAAAUUGAGAGACCAAAACUGCUCACAAUACUCCAGGUGAGUUUCACCACGGCCCUGUACAGCUGCAGAAGGACCUCUUUGCUCCUAUACUCAAUUCCUCUUGUGAGGAAGGCCAGCAUGCUGUUAGCCUUUUGCACUACCUGCUGUACCUGCAUGCUUGUUUUCAUUGACUGAUGUUCAAGAACAACUAGAUCUUGUUGUGCUUCCCCUUUACCUAACUUGACUCCAUUGAGACAGUAAUCUGCCUUCCUGUUCUUGCCGCCAAAGUGUAUAACCACACAUUUAUCCACAUUAAACUGCAUCUGCCAUGUAUCCAUCCACUAACCUAGUCUGUCCAAGUCACCCUGUAUUCUCACAACAUCCUCCUCACAUUUCACACUGACUGCUAACCUUAUGCAACAAGAACAAAUGGUUGCCCUGAAGCAAAAAAUAAGGAGUUACUUGCAAGAAUCUGUGACUUCAAAACACAGUCUUAUUCUGAAUGUGGCCUGGUUUGGGUCAUAUCCAGGCUUGGGCUGACAAGUGGCAAUUAUAUGUUCACACAACACAAAUGAUAAGCAAUGACGAUCAUCAAUAAGUGAAUAUUUCAGUAUCACUCAUUGAGAUUCAACGGUGCUACUAUCACUGAAUCAUCUAUUAUUGACACCUUGUGUUCACCAUUGAACAGAAACUGAACGGGAAUCGCCAUAUAAAUAGGAUGGCCACAUGAUCAUGUGGGAGGUUUGGAAUACUGUGACAAUGAAAUCACCUCCUGACUCCUCAAUCCCUCUCCAUCACCUGCAAUGCACAAGUCAGGAGUCAGAUGGGGAACCCUUCUCUUUUCUGGGUGCAGCUCCAACGGCACUCAGGGCAAAGCUUCUGCUGAAGUGGCACGACAGCCACAUGCAGCCCCGCCCUCCCCCACCAACACUGACUCACAGCACUGAAUACCAUCUACAAGAUGCACUUCAGAAAUUCACCAAAGAUCCUCAGCCAGCAUAUUCUAAACCCAUGACCAGUUUCAAAUUUGUGGGACAAGGGCAUCAAAUGCAAUCGAACACCACCAUCUUCAAGUUCCUCAUCAAGACACUCCGCAUCCUGACGUGGAAAUAUUUCACUGAUCCUUCACGUUCCCUGCAUCAGAAUCCUGGAAUGCCCUUCCCAAUGCCAUUGGGAGAGCAGCUGCUCAAGAAGAUAGCUCACCACCACGUUACUAAGUAAGGGCAGCUUGGGAUGGGUCAUGAAUAAAUAAUGCAUAUAUACUACAAAUAAAUAAAAGUGUAAAGGAGAUGGGGCAUUUCAUCUGAUGAGGUAGUAAAUUGCAGACUUGAGAAGGCUGAAAUAGUAAUUAAUAGUUUGAACAAAAUAUUUAACAUGACCAUCCAUGGUAUACCUCCAUCGACCUGAAGGACAGAAAUCUGUAUGAACUCUUUGACAGCAGAACUCUGGAGAACAACACUUUGCAAGCAUCUAUCAAUGGGCACCAAGAGACAGACACUGUUGGUUGGAAUCAGAGCGAAGAUUCACUAUGAAUUAGUUCAGAGCCACAUUGGGUUGUGAGGCCUAACUUGGUGACUUCAGUCGUCUCAACUUUGUUGCUAUAUGCAAUAGAAUUGAAGUUAAUUGUCUCAGUAAUGUGAAAUUUCUUAAUACACAGCCAAAUUAAAGACAGAUUGUGGUAAAUUUCUAAAGCAACUCUUUUCAAGGUAAACCUGUCAUGACUGGGACUAGGCUGACGACUUGACUGACAAAGGUCGUGAGGGGUUAUUGACCUUGCCCAAUCAGGAGGGCAUUGGCUGGUCAAAAUAACCAGAAGAUUAGAAUCUCGAGAAUCGUCUCUGGGCUGGCCGAAAGUGUGCUCUGGUAAAUGAAGGGUGCCUGAUGAUGGAACCCAUCCUCUGUGCUGUUUUUUUUCAAAAGAAUUAAGGGAAAGGGACAAAGUGUUGUACAGGCGUUGAAAACAAGUGGCUAUUUCUGUGAUUAGCGUAGGCAUGCUGUUUGCUGGGAGAGAGGGGAUAAUACUUAAUAACAGAACAAAAACAAAGUUGCUGGAAAACCUCAGCAGAUCUGGCAACAUCUGUAAAGGAAAAAUAAAUGAACAUUUUUGGGUCUGUUGACCCUUCCUUGUUUUGAUACCAUGCUGCCUCGUGACAGAAAGUUUAAAAAAAAUCUGUAGAAGGAAAGUCCUGAGGUAAAGGGGUUAAUUUCAGCAAAAAAAACCUGUGCUUCAAACACACACUUCAUGCCUAAUGUAAAAUAAAUCAGGGGAACGACUUCUGACAUGAAUGCAGGUGCAAGACUUGAUGUCUCAUCUGGAGACAUCAGAAAAGUGGAUGGAAGAUUUGAAGGGAUCAUGACUAUAAACCAUAAAAUUUCACACCAUAAACUCUGAGGUCAGAAUCUUGUUUUAGAAUUCAACUUCAGGAUUCUUCAGUUGCGGGUUUCAGAGAACAACACUGGCUAAGCGCCUAACGGGAGGCACAGUCAGAGGCUAACACUAGUGAUUUUUCAAGCAAUUUCAUCAGAGCCAAAUUGCGUGGUUAGGCUUAACAUGCUGACUUGAGAGGUCUUAUUUCGUUUGCUCUGUGCAAUAAAAGUUGAAUUAAAUGUUUCGUUGUUUGAUUAUCUGUGAGAUUUCUUUUAAAGUAAAGGUAACUUCGGUUAAUUUUCACACCAGAAAUUAAUUCAGGCCUUACUGAGAGAAGGUAGACUAAUGGAAUAGAGAAACAUAUCAGCCAUGAUCGAUUAAUGGAGGGGACUGGAUGUGCCAAACAAUCCCAAUUCCAUUCCUGUAUCUUAUGUUCUCAUUGUUGUCCAGUGAGAUAACUCUUCCCUGGGUCGUCCUUCACUUCUAAUGUUCCGACUUCCAUCUAUCUGAUUAGCACAACUCGAUGAAGACUGCACUCUGAGAUAUUUGAUAAACGCUGAUGGUACAAGAUCCUCACCAUGUUAAUUUUCCCCGCCCCCCUCCUCCCCACCCCACAAAAUGCCUAUUUGCAUGAGCAUAUAAUGUAGUCCCAUAA